AUGAAGACCGAUCGUAUUCAGAUCCCUUCGGUGGGUCUGCAUGUGAUUUACGAACCUGAAGAGUCGGGGACAACCAUCGCAGACAUCGUUCUCGUACAUGGGUUUGGUGGCCACCCGUCGGUGAAGCUCGGCAAGUUGAAUUCGACUUCACAGUCAGGUCCGCUGUUUCGAGAUGAGACCUCAAAGACGACGCCUGAGGUAGAAGUUUUCUGGCCUCUGGACCUUCUGCCGGAUUCAUGCGGCAAUGCGCGCAUUCUGACGUGGGGUUUUCAUGUGGUUCGCCUAGGCGACAAUUUGCUGGAAGCCCAGGCGGACAUCUUUGAUCAUGCGGAUGAUCUUUUAGGUGAUCUCGCUCGUUUGCGACAUCGAAGUGGCGCACUUAAGAAGCCGGUCAUAUUCGUCGCGCACUCGACGGGCGAGGUUAUAGUCAAGGAGGUAUUGAGGCGUUCAGAGACAGGGAGCAAAAUGCAUAUUAAGGACAUCUUGCUUUCAACUGCCGCUGUAAUUUUCUUUGGAUCUCUCCAAGACGCUCUCGGAAAGACUCCGCUGAGCCAGGUAGUCAAGUCGAUGGCAAGCGUGACUCUCGGUGUCGACACAAAAGAUCCCGUCCUGGCUCGGCUGAGUGGAGCGGAUAGUGCGAACCUAGAAUUUGGUCGGAGGGCUUUUCUUCGCUUGUCGAACGACUUCAACUUCAAGAUAAAAGCCUUUCGCGAUACAAGAACCAUGCGGUCGCUGUUAGAGCAUAUUCAGCUCCGUGAGGCUACUUCCAUUGCGAACCCGCGUGAGCAACCCGAGGAUUUUGAUGCGGAAUACUGGGGUAUCAGUCAAUUCCAAUCAGCUGAGGAUGCUGAAUUCAGAAAGGUGGCCGACUAUAUUCGCCGCACCUUGGAGGAUGAGACAACAAGAGGCAGGGAACUCACGCCCAAAGAGCAGACGUGUCUUGCGUCACUAGUUGUUAUACCCAUCUUUGUGCCCCAAGUCUUGAAGAACUUCCCUGGUACAUGUUCCUGGCUCUAUAAUAUAGCCGAAUUUCGCGAUUGGUACCAUCGCAGACGCACUAACGACAACCGCGUCCUAUGGAUUUCUGGUGCUUCGGGAUCUGGAAAAUCAACUCAAUUAAGACAUAUAAGUCGCAGGAUCCAGAAGGAACGGGCCUGCGAAGCUAAUGCAGUAAUCUGGUCCACAGCCGGUGGUCAGGAUUUAGACCGCGUCUUCUUCACACACCGAAAGCAACAACAACAGGCUACGGAAACUGGACCCCUGGACAUGUUCCGUUCGCUCCUUGCUCAGCUAUUUCCUCAUGAUAGAAAGUUGCGUGAGAAGUUGAUGUGGCUAUCUAAGGCGAGCCAACCGCACAAUCAACCCCUGAGCGAUACCGACCUCAUCUCCUUCUUCCUGGACGACUAUAUGGGGAGCCCUAUCAAAACACGAUUACGAAGAACAUUCAUUUUCGUGGAUGCCAAUGAGGACUGCGGUCCCGUCUACCUUCGGCAACUGCUACAUUGUCUGGACAAACUGGCGCAGAAUUCCAACUUCAGCAUCUGCCUGGCGAGUCGCCCGUGCAUGGAUAUCGCUCCCGGCAAUACUAUCCAAAUCAACGUGCAGGACCACAAUAUCCAUGGAAUUGAGCGGUAUGUUCACAAUAAUCUUAAAGCCAGCUGGGAUGAACGCAGUGUCAUGGUGCAAAAGGUGGUUCAGAAGUCCGGGGGCUUGUUUCUAUGGGCCAAACUUGUCACCGACUUGCUAAACCGCAUUAUUAGCGAGGAAAAGGCCCAAGAUCUUGUUGAUCAAAUUCUCGAAGAACUUCCUUCAGACCUGGAUGGGCUUUACCAGUGGAUGCUGGCUGAUCUUUCCGCCGAAGAGAAGACACAUGUCCUCGUGAUAAUGCAAUGGGUCAUGCUAGCAUCGGAGCCAAUGCGGCUCAAUGAUUUGCGCGCCGCCGUUUAUCUCAAGGAGGCAUGCAAUUUGAGUGAGAUUAAUCCGGGCAUGGUGCUUAACGUAGGUCCGCCUUCCUCUAUGAGCCAACUGAAGGGGACGGGGGAUCAGUUUGGCACGCCCCACCAGUUCCACAUGUGGCUUCAGUCUCGCACACUGGGGCUACUAGAGAUAAAGCCAGACGCUCAAUACGAAGUUAAAGACGGGUCACUCGGUCUUCAACGUGUAGGGGCGAUUCAUGAGUCCGUACGGGCGUUCUUUCUAUCCGGUCGCGGCUUUGCAGCACUAUUGAAUGUUGAUCGUUCACUACCCCCGAUGGACCAGCUAGUUGACAUGGGUCACUACGUGAUUCUACACACCAUUCUUGCAUAUAUCAACUCUCUGGAUCUCUCACUUGGAAAUGCUGACGCUAUGUCCACACUCUUAUCAGGCAGCCCCAAUGAGGAAUUCCGGAACUGGCGCCAGAACGUCAUUGAUCAGCGCAAUUUAAUCAUGUCGUCGUACCCCUUUCUACAGUAUUCCGUCGACAACCUACUCUACCAUCUCCUAUCGCCAAGGACCUUCCGCUACUUCCUACCACAGCAAGCCCUAAUCAAGAUGCUUUCAGCAAACCAAUGUCGCAUCUGGUACCGAUGGACCGCCCUGCUUGGUGCAAACGAGCCAGAGCAAGUUAUUUCCAAGUGCACAUCAGCUGAGAAUUUUCUGAGUCCGGAAUUUGGGGCGAUUUAUAGAUUACAGAGGGUGUUCCGGAUCGCAAAAGCAGUGCGAAAGGCCCUCAGAAAUGGCGGUAAAGAGGCCCAGAGUUCCGUCGUUCGUAAUGCCGGGACCGAAGCGGAAUAA
Messenger RNA from Pseudomassariella vexata, 2775 nucleotides. RefSeq lists its product as uncharacterized. The record is from RefSeq and is a predicted model, not a curated record. Bases 1 to 2775 code for a protein of 924 amino acids. NCBI's taxonomy places the organism in Eukaryota, Fungi, Ascomycota, Sordariomycetes, Amphisphaeriales, Pseudomassariaceae. The transcript has 8 exons.